Molecule: messenger RNA, 2096 nt
Organism: Lates calcarifer (barramundi perch)
Lineage: Eukaryota; Metazoa; Chordata; Actinopteri; Centropomidae
Gene: pdap1a
Product: pdgfa associated protein 1a
Exons: 6
Coding region: 173-655 (160 amino acids)
Cellular component (GO): cytosol
Molecular function (GO): RNA binding
Source: RefSeq, a predicted model, not a curated record
UGUACGGAGUGAAUGCAGCGUUUCGACGUCUAUGCUGCCGACAGCGGGAGGCACGAAGUAGUUUCUAGCCUUUUCUUCUAGCACUUUAAACCGUUGGCUUCACCUGUACAACUGUCAAAUUAUUCAGGGAUAUAGUAGCGGACUUCGUCUGUGUAAACUUCGAUUUUUAAUAAUGCCCCGAGGCGGGAAAAAGGGCCACAAGGGCCGAGGAAAACAGUUCAGCAACCCUGAGGAGAUUGACCGACAGAUGAGAGCGCAGAGAGAGCUGGAAGAAAAAGCCGGCGCAGAAAAAGAGAGCUCUUCAGAGUCGGAGGAAGAGAGCAGCAGUGAUGAGGAGUCUGAUUCCAGAAAGAGGAGUGGAGUGGAGGGGCUUAUAGAGAUCGAGAAUCCAAACCGUGUGUCUCAGAAGAGCAAGAAAGUGACUGAGGUAGAUGUCAGUGCUCCCAGAGAGCUGAGUCGCAGAGAGAGAGAGGAGAUAGAGAAGCAGAAGUCAAAGGAGCGCUACAUGAAGCUCCAUCUUGAGGGCAAGACUGAGCAGGCCAGGGCUGACCUAGCCAGACUGGCCAUCAUCAAGAAACAGAGGGAGGAAGCCGCCAAGAAGAGAGAAGAACUCAGGAAAGAAAAAGAAGCCGAAGAAGCCAAAGCAAAACGUUAGUCCUCCACCUGAAAGCUUCGUCAUGCACUUCAGUCUCAGAGGGAUGGAGAGAGAAGGAGAUCAGGAGGAGGAGGAGGAGGAGGAGGAGAACGGGGGAGGGGGACCGAUACAAGUGGUGUCAGAUCAGGGGGGUGCUCCUGAACUCCUGUCCCUCAUUUCAGAUCUGAGGGGUGUGGGUCUUCCAUGACAGUGUGGUCAGGACAGGGAAAAACGGGUGGAGCAAACAAGAUGGAAGAGGAAUGCAACAUUUGGGAUGCCUCUAGUUUUCUUUAAAAUUCUUUUCAAGAGGAGACAAUCGCAGGUUUUCCAAGUGCUUCACUGCCUCUUUACUCUUCCCCACCCACCAGGGUUUUAAUUCUAAAGCUGCUGACGUUAUUUCCAUUCCUUUUGAUUCAUACAUUUUUACAAGAUUACCUAACACAAGUUUACUUAAUGACUGGACAGGUAUUACAGUGAGCGUGCAUGAGGAUUUCUUUGGUGCUUUACUUUUCCUUCCAUCUCACCUGUUUUGUAAGAACGCAAGUCAGCGAGAGAUGGAGAAAAGAACACUAUUCAGAGAAUAUAUAGGAAAUAUACUGUGUAGUUAUAUAUUUUGUUUUGGAUCAGAAACGGCAUGCUGCACCUUCAUGAUGCAGUGGUAUAAUUUUCAUCAGAACAUGACCCAAAUUAUUCAGCUAUUCCUACGAGCUUUAUUUUUGUCCCAGUGUUGGUUUUGCGUUGGUUUGAGCCCCUUUUUCAUUUGGCAAUUUACAGAGUUGGAAGAAUUUGCUGUCCUAUUUACCACAAUGCAUUUAGAAAGUAGUAAAAAGUUUUUUUUGUUUUUUUUUUUGUUUUGUAAUCCUUUGCUCAGAGCACCAGGAAAAUGACUUGAAUUGCCUAUAAUUAGCAGUUUUUAAGUUGUUAAACAUCAGUGCUGGAAAGCAUUGUCUCAAACUGCCUCAGUGACUGUGCUGUUUCUGAUAGGAUCUUCUGUGGUUCUGCAGAAGGGAUUGCGUCUUCUGUUGCCUUUUUAAAAGUUUACACAAGACCAGUCCACGGUCUUUUCUGUAAUUAAAGCACUGCAAAUAACCCAUGCUGAGUUAGUUUAUUAGGUAUACUACAUCAGCACCACUAAUAACAGACUCCAAGGUGAUCGCACUCAACCCCUCUCUGACUGAAAGUUUGUACACUUAACACAGACAGGAUUUACUGCAGGGCAUUUUAAUUGUUUAGACCGCACAGGUGUACAUAAUAAACUGGUAAUUCAGCAUGUGGUGAAUUUGGAAAUGCCUUGAUCAGGAAAACCCUAUUCCCUAUAAUAUGGAGGUAGCUUGAAGAACAAACAGUUGAAACCGGACAGUGUGCGAAAUGUAGCCACAGCAUAAAAAUGAAUGCCACCAGUUUUCCAUCAUGUAUUUGAAGUCAUUUUUAAAAAUAAAUUCAUUGAUAAAUAACUGAUAAA